UGCCACAAUCCAUAUAUAAACUAGAAUUAUUUUACCAAGCCUAUAGAACUUCUAUUAAUUAGAAAUGUCUGCUGAAAGCGCCAUGUUAGAGAAUAAAAGCACCAAGGACGUGGAAGAUCAAAAUAAUAAUAAUGAUUCCGAUUUAUUCAUACCAAAUGGAGAAGAAAAGAUGUCAGAAAGAAAGAACUCUAUUUCAUCGGAUGGUGACACAAUUACUAGUAAUGAAUCGACACUGUCUUUCAGCUUCGCGUCUUUCUUGCUUAUCAUCAUUAUUAACGCUGCAAAUUUUGUUAAUGGACUUUACAUGGCUGUACCGGGACCAACCCUACUGUUUUUGGCUGAAAGUGUAUCAAGCGACGUGGGACAAGUUUCGACCAUUUUGGCCGGGAGGUCCGCUGGAAACUUACUUGGUGCUUUCGCUGCAUCGUUAAUUUCGAAAAACAGUGGCAGAUACUUUAAUGCUACAAUGAAACUGGGUCUAUCGUUCAUUGUUGCUGGAGCGCUGACAUUGUCCAUUCCCUUUGUGAGCGAAUUAUGGAUAUUAAUCGCUGUUUUGAGUGUAGGAGGAUUUCUCUUUGGAUUCAGCAAUACAGGAUUUUUAGCGAUUCAAUUGGACAUCUGGGGUGAAAAGAAGUCCAGACCUCUCAUGCAACUUUAUCAGGGGAUUUUCAGCAUGGGAGCAAUGAUGGCGCCGUUGAUAGCAAGCCCUUUUUUGGGAAUGGCUGCUGAGGGUUCCUAUAAAAAGCCAAACACUCCAUCGUGUUCCAAGGACAAUGCCACUGACGCUUUAUCAAAUUUGACGAUCAAUGGUCAAAACGGAACUGUAUACGAAUCACAGACAGUCAUUGAUAUCAAUCCAGUCACAUGGAUCUACAUCAUCAUUGGAGCUCUAUCAUUAUUAAUUGCAAUUAUUAUGAUUAUCUUAUCUCUUGGUGGCAUCGAAGACGGGGCAAGAGUUGGUGAAAAAGUUUCGUCUGAAUCAAGGCCAGAGGAACCUUUAUCAAGAGUUGCAGUUGUCUUGUUGUGCGUCAUUUGUUUUUACGCGUUCCAGGUCGGAUCAGUCAACGUAUUUGCCAGUUACAUAUAUUCGGUAUCAUACUGCUCAAAACUUCAAUUUUCUGUAUCAACAGCGUCAUCUCUCAAUUCUUUGUACUGGGGCCUUUUUAUUGUUGGAAGAUUAAUAGCGUUUGUUGCAGCGUCGAAACUACGACCAUCUACGUUAAUUACUGGGUGUAUUUUUACUUUAUUGACAUCAACGGCUAUCAUGUCUGCCCUAGGAGAAGAGCAUGAGUUUGUUGCUUGGGCAACUACUGGAAUGUGGGCACUUGCAAUAUCUCCACUGUUUGGAUCAGGAGUGUCCUGGGUUUCACAAAUAACAAAUGUAUCUGGAAGAUAUGCUGUCAUAUUUGAAAUCGGAGCAGCUAUCGGAGCUGUAGGAGCGUUUCCAAUUGCUGGAAUACUGUUUGAUAUUAACCCAUACAGCGUGAUUUACUUCGUAAGCGGAUUGAUAGGUCUCCUUGGUAUUUCGUAUAUUGGCAUGCUGAUAACUGGACGACAGCAUCUCCAAAGAAGAAGUGCACGAGAGGCAGCUUAUUCAGAAGCUAUGUUGGAAAAACACGAUUAAAAAUGUCGAAAACAAAAAAAUUGUUCAUUAUAUUAAUAUUGCUAUAAAAAAAUGCUGGAAAGUGUUGAAAUGAGAGAUUCAAAAAAGAGUUUAACAUCUUUGUUCACUAUAGUUUAUGUUUGAGUUUAAACCUAUUUUCUACCUCAUAUAUUACUAGUGAAAUUUGAUCAAUUUUGAAAUCGAUAAUACGGGCCUCCCAGUGGAUGGUUACAAUGGCUACCGAUUAAAAUUCAAACUAUUCACUAUAAUGAUGAGAAUAUUGUGACAAUUUACGAUCUUUUUUGCUCACCAGGUGUUUUUAUUUAAAUUCAUGAUGAACAUACGUAUUUUAUAUAUUUUUUAAAUUUGUGAAAUUCUUGAAUAUCGGUUUUUAAAAUCACUUAUUACAUACCAAUAUUAUCGAUAUCAGUAAAUAGGUACAUCUGUUUUGCAAAUUAAAUGCCUAAAGUAUUUUUCCAAGAUGUAUUUUAAUUUUAACAGUUUUUGAAUGUAUAUUUUUAUUAUUUUCAAAAUGAGAUACUGGUAAUAUUUAUUGCAAUAAAAGGUUGUAUCGUA
Molecule: messenger RNA, 2179 nt
Organism: Styela clava
Lineage: Eukaryota; Metazoa; Chordata; Ascidiacea; Stolidobranchia; Styelidae
Product: sodium-dependent glucose transporter 1A-like
Biological process (GO): transmembrane transport
Molecular function (GO): D-glucose transmembrane transporter activity
Source: RefSeq, a predicted model, not a curated record